UACUCUCAAGUCAACCCCACUAAUAACUCCAAAAUAACUCUCAUUUACUCGCGCGUCCUUCCACAUUCCUUGCGUUUAGUUUUUUUUCGAAGGACAAUAUAAUAUUCUGAGGAAGACUUAUUCCGGUGUUUGUUCUAUAAUUUUGUAUUUAUUUUAUUUUAUCCAUCCUAUUUAGUAGAAUAUAUAUAUAUUCAAAAUCUUAUCAUAUACUAAUACAGCAACCAGCAAAUACGACAUCAAAUAUUUUAAUAUAGCUUUACAAUUUCGCUACUUUUUUUUGAGUCGCCCACUAUCCAAAGUCCAAACUAAUAUAAUUAUCAGCUUUGAGUCCCUUCAAAACUCAUGAGCUUCUUAUAUAUUUUUUUUUUAUUUGCUCUUUUUUCAUUUGGAAUUUUGACAACCAAGACAUAUGAUUACUAACAGAAAGUACGGAACAUGGAUUUUUGGAUUCCAAAGAUCGAUUCAUUAUGGCCACGGAGGCAGCAAAAGGGCGGCGCUGGUCUUCCUCUUAUUUCUAAUCCUCACGUUCGUGUUUCCACGCGCCGCCGCACAGACCGGAGAUCCUCCGCCUCCGUAUUUAUACGGCCCGACCCGACCUCAAAAAGUUGACCUCAAGAUGGCAAUCGUAAUGGUUCUUCUAGUCACGGUCUUCUUCGUACUGGGCUUCCUCUCCGUUUACACCCGUCAAUGCACUCAAGACCGGUUUCGAGGCAGCGACGAAAUCACGCUCGGUUAUGUCGGGAACUCGUCGAGGGGGCGUGGACUUGAACCAGAAAUCAUAGAGACAUUUCCCACCUUCGUGUACUCCACCGUUAAAGGUCUGAAACUCGGGAAGGGAUCAUUGGAGUGCGCGGUUUGCCUCAACGAGUUCGAGGACAACGAAACGCUGCGUUUGAUUCCAAAGUGCGAUCAUGUGUUCCACCCUGAUUGUAUCGACGCUUGGCUCGUAUCUCACUCCACGUGUCCCGUCUGCCGUGCCAACCUUGUUCCCCAACCGGGCGAGACCCCACGACUAGGCUACACAACCCUCGCAGAUGUCCUCAGCCCAGGCAACGAAGCGGGUCGAUCCGAACCUAGACCAACACCCGAUGAGCCUACACCGAAUCCUCAAGUCUCAAUACGGAUUGUCACAGAAUCACCAGAGAUUACUUUGACUAAUCCAACCCAAGAUAGGGAGACGACUGAGGACCGUGCGCCGAGAUCAAGAUCAACCGGGUUCGGGGAUCCGAGAUCAAAGUCUAACGGUUGGGGGCUCGGCGGGAUAUUUCAAAGGUCGCACUCGACCAGCCGGUUGCUGGUUCCGCCGGGUGUGAGUCAGGAACGGUUCACCCUAAGGUUACCAGAGGAGAUAAGGACCCAGCUUGUUAAUUCGACACUAAACCGGACCAAGAGUACCAGCGGAACGGUGCUUCCAAGGGUCUGCAGUGCCAGGAAGGGUUAUCGGAGUGUGAGCGCAGGGUUUGGUCGCUGGAAAGAUAACGCUACAUCUUACGAACGGUUUGAAAGUAGUGGGCGGCCGGAGCGGUGGGUUUUCUCGGUAGUACCGCCAUUUUUUUCACGCUCGGGUUCAGCUACGUCAUCCAUGAAGGGUUCGUUGAUAGAAGGAGGAGAUGAUAUGGCAGCCCAUUUGAAGGCGGCUUCGUCAAAAUCGAAAGAACCACCGUCCGAUCAGUUGUACAGAGGGAGGGACGACGUGGGUGAAAGGUCAUCGGAUCCGCUCCGGCGGUAUGAUUAAAUUUAAGAUUACGCAUAAGGUACGUGAGCGUACGUACGCCACACUUGAUUUAUUAGUUCCAGGCUUUGUGUACAAAACAAGAAAAAAAAACAAUUAUAUUUCAAUUUAAAUUAUUCUUUUUUUACUCCUUAUUUGUAAUAAAAAUCAUCAGAUUUGAAAUUUUAGCACUUUUGUAAUUUGGUAUGAAUUUAGUUUUGAGAUGAGAUCAGAAACCAGAAAGACAAAAGAAAUACAAUAUCACAUGGAUUUGCAAUUCAA
This is a messenger RNA of Cannabis sativa, 1993 nucleotides long. Its product is annotated as RING-H2 finger protein ATL11. Lineage: Eukaryota; Viridiplantae; Streptophyta; Magnoliopsida; Rosales; Cannabaceae. The record is from RefSeq and is a predicted model, not a curated record. The transcript has a single exon. The coding region runs from base 410 to 1735 and encodes 441 amino acids.